CAUUCAUUCAUUCAUUCACCCGGUGUGAAUAGAGGUUUGUGAUUAAUUGUUUGUUCUGGAGUAAGAAUUUGAAUCUUGAUAACCUAGCUGAGUGACCUACUUGUUGGCAGCAAUAAACCACAUGUUCUGAAGGCACCUCUCUGAACCAACAUGACUAGAAAAAUGGUAGUUUUGGCAUCUCCUCCAACCCCUGGGAAGAGAAGCCAGUCUAACACCAGUACAGCAUAAAAGCAACAGUUGUUGCUGUGUUUGGCCUGAGCUUUCUGAAAUGCUAAAUGGCUUUUUGGGGUAUUUGUCAAGACAGUGACCUGAUGACAUGAUGACCUAACAGACACUCAGUAUCAGAAGCUGCCCCAACACAGACACAAGCUGCAGCAAACAAGGGAAGAUCUCUUUUCCUGGGAGUCCUGCUGGUUCACCUAACCAGUCACCUGGAAGGUGAGGGCUCACAUGCUUCACCAGGCAGGGCAGAGGGAAGAACUCACAGCAAUCACUGGUUUAAAUAGAAAGUAGUCUUUGAAGCAAAGAGCAGAAAACAGUCCUCUUUCCCAGCUGAGUGCCCAAAUUGCUGCCCUAUGGUUGUGCUCUCUCCUGCUCUCUGGUUCAAGGAAUCCUUAAUUAUUUAAUGUAAAACAAAAGCACUUUCUCAGGAGCAGCACAAAGUGCUCUGUCCAUCUCUCUGUCUCUGAGUACUGACAUAUGCAUGUGCAUACAUAAAGACUCCGGCACACAGAUGAAGAGGUUGCAAUUCUCUUGGGACACUGAAGAAGUCCUGAAGAUUGAUGGAGGGCCAUGCUAUUCAAACAGCAGGCGUUGCUGAGACAGAAGCUCUUUGUGCUAGGCAGCCUUGCUAUUGGAAGUCUCCUAUAUCUAGUUGCCAGAGUUGGGAGUUUGGAUAGACUGCAGCCCCUCUGCCCCAUUGAUGGUCGUUUUGGACCCCAUGGCCAGGACGAAAUCCCGUUGCGAGCCCUGCAGUUCAAGCGAGGUCUGCUCCAUGAAUUUCGAAAGGGCAAUGCCACCAAGGAACAAAUUCGACUGCACAAUCUGGUUCAGCAGCUUCCCAAGGCCAUUAUCAUUGGGGUGCGGAAAGGAGGCACCCGAGCACUACUGGAGAUGCUGAACCUUCACCCUGCAGUGGUCAAAGCUUCUCAAGAGAUUCACUUCUUUGACAAUGAUGAAAACUAUGCCAAGGGAAUUGAGUGGUAUCGGAAAAAAAUGCCUUUUUCUUACCCUCAUCAAAUAACAAUUGAGAAAAGCCCCGCAUAUUUUAUCACUGAGGAAGUACCUGAAAGGAUUUACAAAAUGAACUCAUCUAUCAAAUUAUUGAUCAUUGUCAGGGAACCUACCACCAGAGCUAUUUCUGAUUACACUCAGGUGCUGGAAGGCAAGGAAAGAAAGAACAAAACUUACUACAAAUUCGAGAAGCUGGCUAUUGAUCCUAAUACCUGCGAAGUGAACACUAAGUAUAAGGCAGUGAGAACCAGCAUCUACACAAAACAUCUGGAGAGGUGGUUAAAAUACUUCCCAAUCGAGCAAUUUCAUAUCGUGGACGGAGACCGGCUCAUCACGGAGCCACUGCCAGAGCUCCAGCUGGUUGAGAAGUUCCUAAAUCUUCCUCCGAGGAUAAGUCAGUACAAUUUAUACUUCAAUGCCACCAGAGGGUUUUACUGCUUGCGAUUUAACAUUGUCUUUAACAAGUGCCUGGCGGGUAGCAAGGGACGCAUCCAUCCAGAGGUGGAUACCUCUGUCAUAACCAAAUUGCGCAAGUUCUUCCAUCCUUUUAAUCAAAAAUUUUACCAGAUCACGGGGAGGACAUUUAACUGGCCCUAAAUUAACUUCAUACAACACUUUCCGUUGCACCUGAGGCAUGCAAUAGGAUGCCUCCGCUGAAAUAUGCACUUUUCAUAGAUACGGCUAGCAAAGUAACUUUUUUCAUGCAUAUGUGUACAUAAUGCAGUGUGUGACCAAAUAUAUGGUGGGAUCGAUUUUUUCUACAGAGUAGUAACUAACAUAAAUUUACUGUCAAUAUAGUUGCAUCUUUUAAGAUAUAAUAAUAAAGGGAAAGGAAGUAUUUAGGGAAACAGUCAGACAGUGUUAAAAGGGUCAGUGUUCCUCUUGCUUAGUGAGGUGUUUAUGUGACAUACUUAUUGAUCUAAGCAGAACAUUAGUUUAUGCCAUAAAAAUUCUUGUCAAAAGUCUGUAAAGCUGUGAGAAAACAUAAUCUUGAAGCUAUAUUUGGUAUGUGUAUUGCUAAAGGAAUACUGACACUUUAAACACAGUGCUGCAUUUUUACAAUGAGAGUGAAUAGUACUAUUUUCUUAUUAUUUUAAAUGAAUAUCUUAUCUCAUACAAACUACUUUGUUUUAGAGUUCCUGUGGUGAGUUUGCACUAUUGUUUUAUUGUAUGGACCAUAGUGUCACUUGUAGCAUGUCAAUCAUGUGUCAAGAAAGGUCAAAUAAUUUUUUCUUCUAUACUUGUGUGUUGACAAAGCUAAACAUGCUGUACAUAGUGUACAAUGUUUGUAAAUACUGGUUUCACACUAAGUAAUUCUAUUUUGUAAACUGAAUAUGGCUAUUUAAUUUAUUGUGAAAAUUAAAUUUAUUGUGGUAUUUAAAAAUGGAAUGGAUUAAAAUUACCUAUAUGUGCAA
This is a messenger RNA of Poecile atricapillus (Black-capped chickadee), 2648 nucleotides long. It is a transcript of the gene HS3ST5, whose product is annotated as heparan sulfate-glucosamine 3-sulfotransferase 5. Gene Ontology annotation, molecular function: [heparan sulfate]-glucosamine 3-sulfotransferase activity. Bases 793 to 1830 code for a protein of 345 amino acids. The record is from RefSeq and is a predicted model, not a curated record. The transcript has 3 exons. Lineage: Eukaryota; Metazoa; Chordata; Aves; Passeriformes; Paridae.